Molecule: messenger RNA, 2034 nt
Organism: Aureobasidium pullulans EXF-150
Lineage: Eukaryota; Fungi; Ascomycota; Dothideomycetes; Dothideales; Saccotheciaceae
Exons: 5
Coding region: 246-1907 (553 amino acids)
Source: RefSeq, a predicted model, not a curated record
GGGGAGACUCCAUGAUUACAGCUCUUCAGCCACCACCCUCGGCAGUGACACGAGACUACAAAGUCACAUUUGGAGCAUUCGCAAGGCACGCUCCCCACAAUGAGGUCUGCGAUGAAGAGUUCCCCACUGAACGGCAGCUGCGAAGUUCGCUUCGCGAUGUCUCUCGAGACAUAAAGGCUCUUUCGUGCUGCGUGCUUUGAUGGCAGAACCCAAACCACUUCGCAGGACUUGUUGAUACUCUCACGAUGCAUUACCUGAUUUCUGCCGCCUUACUAGGAUGUCUGCAUGUCGCGUGUCAAGCAGCGCAGCAACCCCACGCACUGCAGACGUGUCAAGAGAUAUCCAUUGAUGCCUCAAAACAUGUUAGCAACUUCAAAAAUCUACAAGCGACUUCCAACGCAGAUACCUCUCUGUUGCCCCCUGGUUUGGAUGACAUACAUGACAUGGAGCCUGAAAUCGCCGACCUGUGGCCAGAAUAUGGCAUGAAAAGUAUCUUCAUAUACACCUGGCCAGACGUUUUUACCGGCUUUGGAAGAAGCGGUCCCGCAGGUGACGCGUCUCUAGCGUCAAACUACAACUGGACUCUCACAGAUAGAUAUGUCAGAUUCGUUACCUCUCGAGGAGCAAAGGCGUCGUUACAGUUUCAGAUUACCAAUGGCACUGAUCCGGAACAGUCGACCCCCGAAAAGCUGGGCCAAGUCGGAUUCGCCAUCGCGGACAGAUACAUGAAUGGCGCUGGCAACUCUGGCUUUAAGGACACUCUGGAGUUAUUUGACUACUACGUAGAGAUUGACAACAACAAUGAGCCCUCAACGCUGGCAAACUAUAACACUUCUUUCAAAUUUUUCGCUGGAUUUGCCAAAGGAGUCGCUAGAGCAAGUAUCAGAUGCGGAGUUGGGGCUUGGGGAACUAAUCGCAUCGUCCCAACGCAUGCCAACUACUCUGUGUACGAUCCUUAUGUCUCACAGUUCUAUAGGGACUGUAAAGCGUACAACGUGCCAAUCAAAGCGGCCACAUAUCAUUUUACCAACGCGCAGUUCUCUCUCAAUCCAUACGACAUCAAGACUUUGACCGAUCGUUUCCGUUCGGAGAUUCUGGCUCCCACAGGCUUCGCCAAUCUACCCAUCUGGGUAACACAAUACGAUCCCAAUCCAUCUGGCGUCCAGCCCACAUCUGCACAGGCAAUCAAGGAUUACAAUGAUCCCUCAUUCUUUGCCAGUUUCACGCUAGGCACUUCGAUGUAUGCUCAAGAUACAUCGCUGGAUCGAGCCAUGCCAUGGACCGGUUUUGGUUACGGCGGCACCGGAGCCGGUAAUGCACCUUUCCAGCCGUGGUUCAACCGGUCUUCAGCCACAGCAAUACCAUUAAAUGUCGCAGCAGCUUGGAAGCUGCAGGGCGAGCUCGUCGUUUCAACCCCACAGCGACUCCAAUUGUCCGGUUCUUCAUCAAAUGGGUUUGCUGUACUCGCUGGUCGGUCUAAUACAGGAUCUCGUGUGAAUAUCCUACUCAACAACUAUCAACCGAACUACGAUAUUGCUAGAGAAAUCGCAAGACAGAUGACGCCUCUGAUGAACACUUCCACCACCGCCUUUCCCCUGAUACAAAGCAACGGUCUCUUCAACGGUGAACAAGCUUGUUUUAAACCUGGGAAUCCAUUGUUCUACAUUCCACUUUGCCAAUCAUAUGUUCAGGCUUAUAUUCGAGAAAACCAUGCGACGAGGUACCGCCUGAGAGUGUCGAAUCUGCCUUGGAGUGCCCAAAGGUCAUACAAGCUUGUGGUACAGCGAGUUGGAGACGGGACAGUACACAGAGUCUUACUCGAAAAAACAGGCAGAGGGAAAUCCAUAGACAUUAUCCUUGCAUUCCCGGCAAACACCCAAGAUCUUGUUUCAAUCGAGGCACUGUAAAAGAUGCAUGCUAGGAUUUGAAUAAAGAACGUAUUCCAUAGCAAGUCAUGUGAAGCUGCGAGAGUCUGUGUCUAGUUAAACUCAAGUGUUCUUCGAUCGAGGGCCUUGCAAGCACCGGGGCGCAACG